AUGGCUUUUAAGUACAGAAGUAUUAUUUUUAUAAUCCGAUUGGCAAAACUGUCCCGCGAUGGGAACCCCUCAUGGCUCGUCCGCAUCGAAAACCAGAUUCCCAACGGCAAUCCAGUGCCAGAUUCCACAUGGAUACCUGGGAUAAUACCACAAGACGCUCCCGCAAAGUCCGCAGCAGAAGCUGAAGCAGCGCUAUGGCCACCACCCAACACACCCAGCUGGUCCUGGUUCUCUAUCCCCAUGUACAGAUAUUACCAGGUCUCCUUCCUCCUAGCCGACGACUCGCUCUUCGUCCGCUCCAAAGCACUCAACUCACCACAUCUUGUCGUGUGGCACGACAUCUUCUGGGCCAAACCACGGGGAUUCCAGUUCCCCGGCCACGCCGCACGCCACGCCCCAGACACCGCAGCCCACGAGUUCUCGAGUACGCAGAUAAUACUCGAGACGAGCGUCUUACCAGUCAAAUCCAAUUGGCCGGCUGAUUUGGCAGUGCAGAUGCAAGACAUCGCAAGUAGCAGUACAGUACCUGCUGACUGCCAUUUCCGCUGGGAUCCAGAGCUGGAAUACUACCCUGAUGACCCUGCUGGUCGGGCUUCCCCACCUCGCAACGCAAUCUAUGCAUUACUAUCUGAAGUCCAGGUUGUGCGGACUGCGGGAACGAAGAAUAUCCAGCGGCGGCUUGCGGGGUUGAUGCUUGUUCCUGCUGGGUUGAACAAGGGAACGUGGAAGAGGGUCGGGGUGUGGAAAUUACGGAUUAAUGUCAAAGAUGUGGCAGUUGAUGCGGGGAAUAUUGGGGGUGUUGCGGAGAGGUGGAGGGGGAAGAAGGUGGUUUCUGGGAAGUGGGAGCGGGUGGUUGUUACGAUUGUGUGA
This is a messenger RNA of Bipolaris victoriae FI3, 870 nucleotides long. RefSeq lists its product as hypothetical. The record is from RefSeq and is a predicted model, not a curated record. Bases 1 to 870 code for a protein of 289 amino acids. NCBI's taxonomy places the organism in Eukaryota, Fungi, Ascomycota, Dothideomycetes, Pleosporales, Pleosporaceae. The transcript is spliced from 3 exons.